Molecule: messenger RNA, 2481 nt
Organism: Bathycoccus prasinos
Lineage: Eukaryota; Viridiplantae; Chlorophyta; Mamiellophyceae; Mamiellales; Bathycoccaceae
Product: cystathionine gamma-synthase
Exons: 1
Coding region: 1-2481 (826 amino acids)
Biological process (GO): transsulfuration
Cellular component (GO): cytoplasm
Molecular function (GO): pyridoxal phosphate binding; cystathionine gamma-lyase activity
Source: RefSeq, a predicted model, not a curated record
AUGGACUUGGAAGUUGCCGCGCUCGUGUGCUCGUCGGCGGCGAAUUACUCGUCCUCACAAACCGGCGCCAUCGUCCCUUCGAUUCAUCCCUCGACGACGUUUUCCCGGGACGGUUCCUACAACGCGCGUACACUGAAUAAUGGCGAACACCCCUUAAUCUACUCUCGAGCGGACAAUCCAACCGCCUCGCACGUCGAACACGUUUUAUCAAAACUGGACGACGCCGAGGAAAGCUGCGUUUUCUCCUCGGGCAUGGCCGCGGUGAGCGCGAUAAUGAACGCGUGUUUUGUUCCGGAUUGCGUGGUGUUUUUCCCACGAAGAUCGUAUUUUAUCAACCGGAAACACUUCCGCGAGUGGUGCACUCGGAUGCGCGUUCGAAUCGUGCAGUACGACACGGAUGAAAGUUCGCUGGAGUAUUUGAAAUUAGCCAUAGAGAUGGUGUCGUGCGAAGAGGAGAAAGAACACGAGAAGUUUAUGUGGAUCGAGACGCCGGCGAACAGUUCGUGGGAAGUGUUGGACAUCGAGACGGUGACGGGGUGGUGUCGCAAGAACGGGGUGACGAGUUUCGUGGACGCGACGGUGUUGACGCCGUUGUUGUGCCAGCCGUUGAAAUUAGGCGCGGAUUUUGUCAUACAUUCGUGUUCGAAGUAUUUGAACGGGCAUUCGGACGUGUUAGCGGGCGCCGUGAGUUGCAAAGAUCGAAAGUCGAAAAAUUGGAAGAGGAUUAAAGAAGCGAGAGUUACCGGAGGGGCGGUGUUGUCCGCUUUUGAUUGCUUCUUGCUGUUGAGAGGGAUGAGGACGUUGCAUUUGCGAGUGCCGAAAGCGUCGGAAAAUGGGAUGCACGUGGCAAUGUCGAUGGUGCAAUUUAAGUUCAAAGGAGAGAAGGGCGAAAAGGUGGCGCCGAGUGUCGGCGAACAAAACGCAACAAACGCCGCGGUUACACCGACGACGACGACGAGUUUUCCGAUAUCACCGUGGUUCGAGUUGGUGGUGUUGUAUCCAGGUUUGCCUGGACACGAAAACCACGCUAUUUCAAAGCAACAACAAGCCGGGAAGAAUAAAAAAAUGUUUGGCGGAAUGUUGUCGGUGGUGAUUACCCCGAUUUUACCGGAUCCGAAGGCGACGACGGAGCCAGAGAAGGCUGCUGUGAACAACAACGAACAACCAGCAUCAACAAGAGGAACGGGAAAUCAAGAAGACCUGAAAACAACAUCGACGACGACAACAGAAGGAGGAGCCAAUUUACCGUCAACGACGGAGCAAUACGCAAUUAAGAUGCACGAAAUCGCGUUUGAAAUGGCAAAAACGACGGCAACGUUGACCAAAAUUUGGCGACCGGCCACUUCUUUAGGCGGUCCAGAGUCGCUCAUCGAACAUCGGGCGUCCGUGGAAGGCGGAUCGUAUCCUUGGAGUCAAUGUCCAGCGGGGCUCUUACGUUUAAGCUGCGGGUUAGAACCUGGUCACAGACUUGCGAGAGAUUUGAAAUCCGCGUUACACGCCGCGCAUUUGAAAGUGUGUGGCGCGCGUGGAUUGUUGAAGAUUUCGCACGUGAGUAAAGUGAGCAAACCGAUAGAAGCAAACAGGCCCAGCAAACCGGCUCAGCAGCCGGCCCAGCCGAUAGUAGAUAGAAAUUUACUCCACGGCAUAUUAGGAAACCUCACGGCCUUGAACGAUAAGAAACGGCCGCAUCCGAAUAAUGCCGCCGAAGAAGCGCGUAAGAAGGCGCCGGAACCCGUCGGCGAUCUCACGCUCGAAAUUCCAGUCGGUAGUUUGGAGGAACCUAAUUUAGUAGCAAUUAGGAAACCACGCAAACCAUCAUCGAAAGUGUCGGCUCCACCGGCGCCGGACGAACAAAGAUGUUGCAAAAAGAGCUCGCAAUGGCACUGCCCGAAAUUCCGAUUUGGCGCGACGAGAUAUUGUGAAAGGCACCAAGAUUGUGUCUUACGGGAUAUGGAAGGACCGAAAAAGAAAGGAAGAAAACCUGGUUCAGCGACGAAGACGGCGGCGAAUGCAGAGGGUUUCGUCACAAUGACCACGAACGGGGUGCCGAUGGCGCCGAUGGCAACGGCGGCGUUUCUUCACAAACCGGUUUUUCCACAAGAGCAAACUACGGUGGCGACGCCAAUGCAAGUCGAUCGGGAUCCAUUGACGAUGACGACGACGACGACGCCAGUCGCACCCCGAACGACUGAUGGGCAGCCAGAACAAGCACCACAAGCAGGGAAUCCAGCGGCACCUGCUCCAGAAACAGCUCCACUUGCGACGACACCUACAACAGUACCAACAUCGACAACCCAGGCGCCAGAUCCACCUUCGCAAAUUGCACCUUCGAAUGUACCGCAGCCGUCGCCGCCGAAAAACGAUGGUAUUUUUACCAGCGGAGAUCUUGACAUGCCGAUUUCGAUGAUGGUGACGGAUAGCGGAAAGGUCAAUCUGCAAUUGGCACUGGAUGCGCAGACGCGAAUGGAUAAUAAAUUUUGA